Messenger RNA from Ziziphus jujuba (common jujube), 597 nucleotides. Its product is annotated as ankyrin repeat-containing protein At5g02620-like. The record is from RefSeq and is a predicted model, not a curated record. Gene Ontology annotation, molecular function: protein binding. The transcript has a single exon. Bases 1 to 597 code for a protein of 198 amino acids. Lineage: Eukaryota; Viridiplantae; Streptophyta; Magnoliopsida; Rosales; Rhamnaceae.
AUGGAUAGCAGAUUAUUUGAAGCAGCUAUUGCAGGCAACAUUCAUGUAUUACAUGAAUUGCUUGAUAAAAAUCCAUUGAUCCUCGCCGAUUCUGCACUCAUUUCUCCGCAUGAGAACCUGUUGCACAUUGCUACCAAGGCAAGGCAGCUUUUUGUACGAGAAAUGAUUAAACUGCGGCCAGAAUCAAUAAGAGAAUUGAACAAAGAUGGGUUUAGGCCACUCGAUAUAGCCGUAGCUUUGGGGCACAUAGAGAUAGUGAAAGAGAUAAUGUUGAGGAGUACUGGCACGACAAAGAAAGAAGUAUGCAGUUUGAAGGGUAGAGAGGGAAGAACUGCCAUUCACUAUGCUGCUACCAACGAUAAAGUUGAGGUCAUGGAUGAACUGUUUAAUGCUUGGGCUGGAUGUAUUAGAGAUGUCACAGCUUUUGAAGAAACUGCACUUCAUUUAGCUGUAAAGAACAACAAGUUUGAAGCUUUUAAAAAUUUGAUAGAAUGGAUGAAAUUUCUUGGUUUGGAAGAGCUUGUGAAUUGUGGUGAUGAAGAUGGGAACAUAGUCCUUCACCUUGCUGUCUCUAAAAAACAAUGUGAAGUAAAAUAG